CGUUCCUCGCGUAGUUUUCCAGAAAGUAUUAUACAACGUAGCAUUACUAUCAGUAUCUGUGCACGUGGCCUGAACAGCCCGUGAAAUCCCACACUGAAUAUAUCUGCGUGCUGCUACCACUCUGCAAGUCACGAUGUUGUGGAUCAGUCUCUUCCUCCUCCCCAUGUUCACCUCCCCCUGGGUGUCAGGAAUGAUGGACCUUACCAUCACCAAGACCUGGGGGAACACCAUCAAGUCGGAAUUCUGCUUGUCCGUCACGCAUGACGUCAUCAACUGGCGGGGACAUCUAUUCUUUGACCAACCAACCAACAACAUGCAGUUUUACUCUGGAGUUGUGAUAGAGUCCAUGGACAACGGGAAGGAGUAUGUGAUAGAGCACACUCCCCGCCAUGGCGAACUGACCACGGGUAGCAAGUACUGUGGUCACUUCAUGGUGGACUACACUGGCCAGAAACCCUCAAGCAUACAGUUCUACAUUGAAGGGGUGAACGGACCUACUCCCACACCAGAUUACCAUAGGGGUCACGUCCUCUGGGAACUGAAGUCUUUCGACCCCAACAACUACCUGAACAACUGGAAAGCCCUGGCCGACGGUCAGUGGGACGAAGGCUCUGGGUCAGUUGUGGAUGACCCUGCUGGAGGGGGCGAUAAGGUUCUUCGGGUGUUCUACGAAAAAGGCCAAUACGUCGGACUCCAUAAUCACCGGGGUCUUGGAUUCUACGCCAAACCUGCUGCUCCACAGAAGGCCUUGACCCUUAGCUAUGACCUUUUCUUUGACCCUAACUUUGACUUCGUCAAAGGAGGUAAGUUGCCUGGACUGUUUGGAGGCUGGGUGAAUUGUUCCGGGGGUGAGCAUUCCGACACGUGCUUCACGGCCCGGCUGAUGUGGAGGGUGAACGGGGAUGGCGAGAUAUAUGCCUACAUUCCCUCUCAACAGGUGUCUACUUUCUGCCAUGAAGUCCAGUGCAACUUCCAGUACGGCAAUUCCCUGGGGAGAGGGAGUUGGAGGUUCCAGAAAGGGAAGUGGCAGACCAUUACAGAACACAUCACCCUCAACACUCCCGGGAAGACGGACGGGUUUGCCAAGAUUUGGUAUAAUGGCUACAGUGUCUAUGAAAUCAACAACGUCAACUUCAGAAACAACCCCAACAUACUAAUUGACGGGAUAUUUUUCUCCACCUUCUUUGGAGGCAGUACUUCGAGCUGGGCCCCGACGAGGGACUGCUACGCCUACUUCAAGAACUUUGUCCUAUCCACUGAAAACAUUGACCCUCCUCGCAUUGUGGGUUAAGGGUAUGAUUCAUCGCUUAUAUGACAUAUUACCGGUAUUGUGCACUAUGUCAUCAAUACACAAAUAAGUGGA
Molecule: messenger RNA, 1363 nt
Organism: Haliotis rubra (blacklip abalone)
Lineage: Eukaryota; Metazoa; Mollusca; Gastropoda; Lepetellida; Haliotidae
Exons: 4
Coding region: 134-1291 (385 amino acids)
Source: RefSeq, a predicted model, not a curated record